AUGGCUUGUGAGGGUGGUCAACAUUCUCUGCCUGCGGGGACAACUAUGCUUGAAAGGUUUAAGGUUAUGGAUCAUGAAAUGGAGAACUGCAUGACAACACUUCGCUCUUUUAUCAAGUAUCAGUACUUUAGAUUGAUAUAUUCAAGUGUAAUUACUUCACAGCAUCUGGAGGUUAGGGAGAAGCAAUACGACAAGAGAGAAUACCUUGAUUUUUACACUGACCCUAAUGCUACUUCUCCAGCCGUUACUGGAGUGUUGGUAUAUAUAGCUACUUCGGACAAGAAGUCUAACGUAAAUUAUUUGGGCCCUGCAUCUGUUGAAGAGAUUGCAAGGCAAAUAGUUGAGGCUAAAGGUCCCGCAGGACCAAACAGAGAUUAUCUUUUCAUCCUUGAAAAGGCUCUUCUACAAAUUGGAUGCAAAGACCAGCAUGUCAUUGAUCUUGCAAAUGAAGUCAGGCGUAUUCUUGCAGAGGAACACUGAAUGCUGCAUUGUGUUUUUAAUUUAGCACAACAUUGAAAUUUGAGACACUGAACUGCCCUAUAUUUAAAUCCAUAGGAAACUUCAUUUCUUCCAAGAAUGUUACUAGUAUGUUGGAAGAGAAUAUUCAACUCAAAUUGUGUCUGUAAUCUUCUCAUAUAACAUCUUUACUUUGUGACCCAUAUUAUGGGUCAGCUAAGAUAGAACUGAAACCAUAUUGUGAUAAUUAUUUAAUAUAAUAACAGGGGUCCGAUUACAGUGCCA
Cajanus cajan (pigeon pea) is the source of this 741-nucleotide messenger RNA. The record is from RefSeq and is a predicted model, not a curated record. Lineage: Eukaryota; Viridiplantae; Streptophyta; Magnoliopsida; Fabales; Fabaceae.